Penicillium canescens is the source of this 1965-nucleotide messenger RNA. RefSeq lists its product as uncharacterized. The record is from RefSeq and is a predicted model, not a curated record. The transcript has a single exon. The coding region runs from base 1 to 1965 and encodes 654 amino acids. Lineage: Eukaryota; Fungi; Ascomycota; Eurotiomycetes; Eurotiales; Aspergillaceae.
AUGAAAGAACAGCACAAAUCUAGCAAGACACGAGAGAAGCCCCCAACCCAGUUCCGUGCGCCGAGGAGGCCCAGUCCGGCAGGCCCUUCGACAACAAAGUCAAAUGGCACCACCGCGAAACGAGAACGGUCGCCAGAAUCGUCGGCAUCAUCGAGAGCUAAUAAACGAACUUCGCUGCCGAGCCUAGGGGCUCAACCCACACUCACGCAGAUCGACUUUGUGACGCAGGCCACAGCGUCGGAUGACGAUCAAUUCGACUACAUUGAUGCAUACCGUGACACUACGCAAACCACAAUUAAGCAACCUCAACUAGAGGAUGGUUCUGACAAGGAUGCCGAUUUUCUUCCACCACAACCUGCCCGGUCAGCUCGUAUUACGAAAUUUAAGAUGAGUGAACGAGAACAUGACUCAAGUGAACGUCCCCCAAAGCGAAGGACCUCCGGCAUGGGUACCCGAGACACAGAACCAAGGAAUGGGCCAAGAAGAAGUGCAACACCAAGGGCGAGUGUCGGUCGUAAAGGCGGCCGAAAAUCUUUGGAGAAGUCGACAGGGAAGCGGGAUAAGACCUUGACUCAGAUGGAUUUUGUGCGCCGUUACAUUACUAUCGAGGACGACGACGAUGUGAAUAUGGGAUAUAUUCAGCCCACAGGGAAGAAGCCCAUAAUUAGUGAGACAGAAGCAGGCCCGGCCGAGGAGAAUGAAUCACAAUCUGCGAAGCUCCUCAACUCUGCGAAACGAAAUCGCAGAGUGUUCGAAGAGGAGCUGGAUCUCUCAACAGGGGAACCUAUUUCUCAGCCCAAAGAUACGCAAGUCUCCAAUACAGGAAGUGAAAAUGCGGGUGACCUGGUAUCUGCAGCACCAGUGACGCCACAAAAGCCUCGGAGACGUGAGAUUCCUUCGUCGCAGUCCCCGGAGAGCCCUGGUCUAGUAAUGAUAACAUCAUCUCAAUUUCGAGGUGCCACCCACUCGCCUUCCAAACAGAGGCCAUUGGUCCUAAAUCAGCCUAUACGACCUAUCAAAGAAGAAUCCCCAGAGCCUCGGCGGAUCGACGAGGACUCGCAAAACCCGAGGGAUGACUCCUUACGAACAACUACCAACUCGUCGAACACCCAGAGCCUUUUAAAUAAGAACAUACCUCACCCAGCUGAGCAUUAUCCUUCAUCUGCACCUCCAACUGACUCGGCAUCUGAGUACCAACCCUCCGAAGCAAACGAAGACUCGAAGAACGGAGCUCGAAAAAGAGAACGGACAGUCGUUUAUGAGACGGAUGCAGAUACAGACUACGGGGAGUCCGAGGAUGGAAUUUCGAACAGAGAUUCCCUUACGCCAUCCCCGAAGAAAACACGAGCCAUCGGUUCGCAGGCCACACAGAAUAUCCCGGAGUCGCCCAAGGAUGAUUCCCAGGUGCUACCUCUGCCGGAUGUGCGAUCUAUCCCUGGCUCCGAACAUCACCCUAGUGAUGACGCUCCUCCAUCCGAGCCUCCUAUGUCAGAUGCUUCAGCAUAUUAUCAUAGAAUGCAUGCAGCGACACAGUUUCCACAUGAGCCAAUUCCAACUCUCAACACCCAGAAGUUGGCUGAACUCUUCCCUCAGGAGGACAGCACUCAGACCUCCAAGUUGGAACCAUGCAAACCUUCUUCUCAGAUGCCACGGCCGGGGCCCUUUCAACAAACACAAACACAAAGCCAGGGAGAUAAAGAAUCAACUGAAAUGGUUCCCGAGUCAUCUCCCAGAGAAAGGGAGUCUCAGACCGAGGCUGGUGAGACUCCAUUCCAACGACCUCGCCCUCCAGACUCAGUGGUUCAAGUCGAAUCAUCACAGGCGGCGGAUCAUAAUUGGCCAGGUCGGGUACUAUCUCGAAGCCAGCUUCUCACCUCGAGUGUGAUGGAGAGUAUUCCGCUACCGAACUUUUGGAUGGGGAGUCAGGACAGUGUAGGAGAACCGUACAGCUUACCUGAAGGAUGA